Amphimedon queenslandica is the source of this 744-nucleotide messenger RNA. RefSeq lists its product as uncharacterized. The coding region runs from base 42 to 638 and encodes 198 amino acids. The transcript has 3 exons. NCBI's taxonomy places the organism in Eukaryota, Metazoa, Porifera, Demospongiae, Haplosclerida, Niphatidae. The record is from RefSeq and is a predicted model, not a curated record.
UUCCGUGGGUAAACUUAGGAUCACAGAUACCUUAGAGUGCAAUGUCAAGGAAGAGCUUCAGUGCAGCUGUAAAGGGACCUCCUUAUGCUUCUUCCCGGGAAAGAAUACGUCAAAAAGAAUGGUUUCCUAUGCCAUGGGACAACACUAGACGAACCAUAUACACAGAAACUGUUGAUAAGACAUUUGCUACACUGGAAGCAUUCAGCCUAAGGAAGAAAGCUGCUUACACUUACAAGCACCAGGAAUACAGACCUUACUAUUAUGGGACUCCCUCAGAGAGAGCUCAAUACCAGUUCAAAUUAAGAAGCUGCCUCAUAGACCAAAUAAGUGAAAGAGAGCGAAACAAAGAGCACUUCUCCAGCAACACGGAGGAGAGUGAGAGGAUGACCAAAGACUCCAUUGCAUUCAGCCAAAGAGAGAAAGAGAGAACUACGAAACAGAAACAAUACUUCAUGACCAUAAGGGACUCAAAUAAAAUGCUGCAUACAUCAGUAAACAGUAUGUGCCUUUACUUUGAAUUUGUGCAGCUUUUUGAGUUGAAAUCAAAGCAGGAGACUGAAGAUAGAUUAGCAGAGCAAAGAAAAGAGAGACAACUACUGCAGCAUAGCCCAAUAAACUGGAGCAAGACGUUAUCAUGAAUAAUUAAAUUAAAUAUGAAUAUUUAAAAACAAACACAUACACAAGAAUUGUAUUAGCUCAACACACAAAACAUUGAAAACAGCAUGAUAAUAUUUAAUAAAGAGA